Molecule: messenger RNA, 360 nt
Organism: Prunus avium (sweet cherry)
Lineage: Eukaryota; Viridiplantae; Streptophyta; Magnoliopsida; Rosales; Rosaceae
Source: RefSeq, a predicted model, not a curated record
UUCUCAUUUCACUUCAAUUUCAUCUCUCUCUCUCUCUCUCUCUCUCUCUCUCUCUCUCAACGAAGAAAAUGGCUGCGAAAGGGAAGGAUCUUAGCCAACAGCUCGAGGAACUCAUCAGCUCCUUGCAAGAACAAGGCAUUUUGACCGACUACUUUGACGACAUAAAAGAGUUACAAGAUGAAAUCAACCCUCGCUUCGUUGACGAAAUUAUCACCAUCUUCCUUCGUGUAGCUGAAGAUUACAGAGCCGAACUCACAAGAAAUCUGAGUGAGCCUGAUGUCAACUAUCCUGAGGUGAAUAAACUCGCAAUCAGGUUUAAAAGUAGUAGCACCAGGUAAUUGCCAAUUAUUUUCUUUUUUU